This is a messenger RNA of Lymnaea stagnalis (great pond snail), 6706 nucleotides long. NCBI's taxonomy places the organism in Eukaryota, Metazoa, Mollusca, Gastropoda, Lymnaeidae. The record is from the annotation of a GenBank genome assembly.
UUUACAAGAUGGCUGACCUAAGUCAGAAUGUUAAAGACUACUUGUCAAGGUCCAAUAAGGACGGCCCCUCGAGUGCUAAAUAUUCUUUAUUAAGUACGAAAUGGUUUACAUCAGGUGAAGAUAUAGAAGACAAACCGCAGACUGAAGCUGCCAAUGGAUGGCUUAUUGACGCUCAAUCAGAUCCACUCCUGCCAAGUUUGGUAAUUCAUACUCAGUAACUCAUCUUACCAGUCAUGCUUUAACUAUAUAAUAAACUUAAAUAUACUAUACUACUAUACUAAUACUAACCUAAGACACCUAAGUUAACUUAAACUACUACUACUACUAGUCUAAACUAAUACUAAUUUACUAGAAUUAUUAUUUGGCCUACAAACACUAAAUUAAAUUGUUAAAUCCGAAAUAUAAGCUUAGCUCAAAUAAUAUAGAAAACUAAAAAAACAGCUUAGUCGAAUCAGUUCAAUCAGUCAUUCAGUGAGUAAAUUCAGUAUACAAAUAUGUUCAAGUUAAUGACUAGCAAAGGCAUAUAAUUUAUAAAUUACCACUUUUAAAAUUAUUUAAGUUUCUUUUUAAUACUAAUUUUAGCCUACACUUACACAUAUUCAUAUACAACAGGGGUGGGCAAAAUUUUUGUGUGGAGGGCCGCAUUGACAAAUGUAAAGCAUGUGUAUUAUGUCUAAUUUUUAUAUGUCGAUAAACAUUUCUCUAUAUUAAAAUCGGUAAAUUCGCAUUUUAGCAUUACAUGACAAAAGUCAAGGAGUGUUUAAAAAAUAGAAAAUUAGAACGAAAGUUUAUAAAAAAUGUUAAAACAAUCCUAAAGGUACAUGAAAUUAUGUAAAAUUCAACAAAAUAACUUAAAAACAAAGUAAUUUUUUUUGUUGUAAAUGCCUCCGAGGGCUGGAUAAUAUCAGUUGCCAUAAUUUGCCCACCCCUGAUAUAUAAUAUAUAUUAUUAAUGCUAGGCCAAAAAGAUUGUACUGGUACAUUAAAUAAUAGUUAUUUUGGCACGAUUAAUGCUCCCUUUGUCUUAGCUGUUUCCUUGAUGCUGUGAGCCUCACAGUGUGUCUGUCACCAACAGCCCAAAAAUUAUUUAACAUACUGGCCCCUAGAUUGGUCUGAUGUCUAAGGAAAAUUCAUUUUAAAUUAGUGAUCUCAAAUCUAAACUAAAGUAUAAGAUUUUUAUAAACAAAAUCAUUAAAGGGCACUUAUAUUUCCACUUGCAUUUCUUCUGUUGUUCUCCAACUAAGUGUAAAAUGAUGCAAUGCAGAAUACGGAUAGCAGCACCAAAUUGAAUCCCUGCAUUUUGAAUUUAUAAAAUUUUCUGUGGAGAGGGCUGUUGAGUAUGGGAAUCACUUAUUUUAGUACCGGGUCUGAACUUGGGUAUCGUAGUGUCCCUUUGUCAAUGGAUAAAAGUGAAGUAACUAAAAACGAGUGUGUGUUAUUUAAGUUGCGUGAGCUCGAUAAGAUAGGAGUUGAUGUACAGCUCCAGGGACAUGUGUUGAGAGAGUCUGAUGUAGUAAGUUAUAGGACUCAGACUGGUGAAAGUCAAGUGAUACAUUCAGCCAUUUGAAAUUGUGAAUUGUUAACAAUAAUACAUUGAUGUCUUGCUCAGUAUCAAGAAUAAAGAUAAACAGCAUUAUUUUAUGAAGAGUUGCUGCUUCUAGUACUAGUAUUUGGUGUGGGUAACUCUUAGUAUAGAGUGCUGCUGUGUAAUGUUGUCACUCUAGACAACGGCAUCAAAAGAGAAGGAAGGAUUUAAAGAGGUUGGUCAGGAAGACCCAGAAACCAACAAUUUGACAGGGGCCAGUCCCCUCCCCCUACUUACGUUCUGGAGCCAUCAGCCGGUGUCCUAGAUUUCUUCCCUCCUAGAUUUCUCCCCUCCCAACACACCCUGGAGAUCAAAUCAAACUGACAGUGAUGGACACCUUUUAAUCUUAUUUCUGUAUUAAAAUCUGUACAAUUUAUGCAAGUAUGUGGCACCACAAUUUCAUUUGGUGUUUAUUUAUUUGAUAGAUGUAAUUACAUACGACCUACAAGGAGUUGACUCAUGCUCAAACAGCCUGUGAAGUCAUUUGGAUUGUCCACCCCUGCUGUAGUCUGUAUGACUGUACCGUGUAUCUAUACAAAGGGAUUACCCCCUUGCUAAUAAAAUUUGCUAGUUUUGUCAUUGUUGUCAUGACUUGAACACUUUUCUAAUAUUUUCAAAAUAUUAUGCAAAAAAAAAUUCUUGGUGCCCAGCUUUUCCAAAUAUUAGAGGGAACAUUGGGUAUGACACUUCACUUAUCAUUUAUAUCAGAUAUGACUUUUGAUGAUUACCUAGCCAAAGACCCAAAAAUGAAAUGAACCACAUAGUGUUUGUAAAUUAAUUUUUAAUUAAGUAAUUUUAAUAGGCCUUUAAUGAAAAUUUCAUGACCUCACAGUCACCAGUCCUGAGUUACCUUAGUCUACUUCACGAAGGAGUUUUUUAACUUUAUGAUUCUAGUUUCAGUAGUAUUUUGGCUGAGCAUUUAGUUGUUAGAAAAUGUUACUAGGGCUUAAUCUACUAACUGGAUUUUUAUUAUGUACUGAUGUAUACAGUAUGACUUUAAUAAGAUAAAUUCACAUCCUCAGCUCAGGGGGAGGGUGUCAGACAAAAAGAAGACCUGUUCUUUUGCUUUGUUUCUUGAAAGAAAGCUAUCUUUUCUUAUACAUCUUUAUUACACUUUUAAAAAAUCAUGGUUUUGCCCAAGAUUAUCAAAGCAAUCGCAAUCACAUUUGUAAUAUUUGUAUUCAUUUUAACAUAAACUUCAAAUCUUUUAAUAAUUUAAUAUGGUUAUAGAAUUUAAAAAGUCUUUGUUUGGGUGGGUGGUGCGCACAAAACACUCACGAAAACUGUACAGUACAAUCUAAACUAUGCAUCUUGACAAAUUCGAUGUCAUGCCACUUUGGAUUAGGUAAUCCAAACAUAUUUAUUGAAAUGACUAAUAUGUUACAACUUAUAACUACAAAGUUCAAUAAUCUGAUCUUGCAGAAAUUAUCUUGCAACAUUCGAUCCUAGUUUCACAGCUUUACUCCAAUGUGUGUCAUCACCCCAAAAAUUUUUCCUUUGUCUAAAAAACAAAUUUAGAAGAAUAAUUCAACAACAUACAAAGCAUAUCUUUUGUUUUUGAACCCACCACAAUGGUUAGAAGCAAGGUCAUUGAAUUAAAUCUAAAGUGUUUACAAGACCAGGCUUUUAGUUAGGCUUGCACUUGCAAGUAGUGGAAUAAUAUUUGUGUACUUUUUACCAGACGUUAACAUACUGCUACAUAUUUCAGGUUUAUUAAAAUUGUUACUUAUAUUACAUUUUCUUAAACAAUGUUGUUGUUUUUUUUCCAGAGUAAAAAACAAAGAAUUAUAGGUUUUAUAAUCUGUUUACUAAUGGGGACAUUUUGCCUGAGUCUAGUAAGUAUAUAUAUUUACAGAAAUUAACUUUGUAAUCAUUAAUUUCUGUGUAGUGUUGUUGAUUUUUAUAAAAUUAAAUUUUAAUGGAUAAUUAAAAUUUAAAAAAAAAUUUUUAAAAGAAAAAAAUAUGAUCAAUUUUGGUAAAUUAAGAGCCAUUAAAAUCUGAUUAUCAUGUUAAUAAAUGAAUAACAGUAAAGCAUAAGAAAUAAAUUCAUCUUUUUCUGCUUUGGAGUAAACUUUCUUUAAAUAAUAAAAAAAACUAUUAUGUUUGAAUGGGAAAAAGCUAUAUUUUCAAUUCAUAGUUCUGCUUUCAUUAAUUUUUUUGUGCUUUUUAAAAAAUUAAAAUUAUUCAUUAAUUUUUAAAAAAUAUAGAAAUUCCAACAUAAAUUUCUUGUUCCUAUGUUAAUUUAUUUUUCAUACCAUGUCAGGCCAGUUUGUAUAUUCCAUUCCUUGUCCUUAAAGCCAGAAAAUUUGCUUUGCUCUACACAUUAGGGAGUCUGUUUGUUUUGUCAAGGUAAGCAUGUUUUUUGUGUGUUUUUUUUUCAAUUUAUGACAAACUUAAGAUUAGAAACUAAACUUAUCUGCAACAGGCCUGUUAUAGAUAUAUAUAUAUGUUUGCCACAACUUUUCUCGAAUCCCUGCCCUUCCUAUCUUACCGAACCUCUUUCUGUCUAUUAACCCCUUCGAAAGCUUCGCUUCUCCGCAGACGUGCGUAUUCUUUCUGUCCCAAAGACUCGAACAAAAACAUAUGGUGAACGAUCUCUGUCUUUCUGUGCCCCUAAACAAUGGAAUUCUCUUCUUCUUCUUCUUCUUUAUUUUGAGGACCCACGAUCAAUGAAUUGAUAAUUCUGGCUCAUAUGUUUCAGAGGGGUUCGCGAUGUUACUGUGCAUGUGUUUCAAGGGGAUACUUCACUGGUUGCAAGGGCUACUCAGCAGUGGUGUUACGAACUGGGGGUUGGAAUACAGGAGGCAAUAGACACAAAUGUGUCACAAAUGUGUUGAGUGUAGCCGCCUCAACUGUUGCUUUUGGAAGCUUGUUCCAGUCCCCUAUUGUCUUCGGGAGGCAUGAGGAGCUCCUGUACUUUGUUCUUGUUUUUACCAGCCGGAACUGUCUGUCGUGGCCUCGUCGCUGUUUAGGGGGAAGAUGAACUAGUUUCUGUUUGAUGCCAGAGCAGUGGACCAGCCCAUUUUUGAUCUUGUACAACAUGGUGAGCCUGGAUCGUCAUUGUCGUUCUUCCAAUGUUGACCAGUCCAGUGUUUCUAGCAUGCUGCCAACACUUGAGGUGUUUCUGUAGCAGUUCAUGACAAAGCGUGCUGCCCGUCGCUGGACAGCCUCCAACUUGUCGAUGCUUUUCUGGGUAAAGGGGUCCCAGACUGUAGAAGCAUACUCUAAAAGAGGCCGGACAAAGGCUUUAUAGGCUUUUUCUUUCACGCUUGAGUUGCCGAUCUUCAGAUUGCACCUUAGGAACCCCAGGGGUUUUGUUUGCCCUGUUGCACACACUGUUAAUGUGCUCGUCCCAGCGGACCUCUCUUUGAAUGAUAACACCUAGGUACUUAACUUCCAUUAUACAUCCUCAAUAUACCAACCAUCACAGCCUUCAAAACUGCACUCAAAACACAUCUUUUUAAACUCUACUAUCCUGACUGAUUCCCACGUCACUGAUUCCCACCUCUGACCGAAAAACGAUGCUGCUAAGUGUCGUCCAUGGCUUGACAUGUAAAUAGAUUUAAAUAUACAUUUGUUUUGUUUAAUUUCAUUCAAAGUUCUUGAUUAUGUUUAUUAAAUUGUAUGUACAGAGUGGUGAGCCCAGCUUUAGACUAUAUAAAACCACUUAUAAUAAUCAUAAUAAUAAUAAUAAUAUAAUUUAAGUGUAGAAAAUUUUGAAAGACAGUGUUUUCAUUAAUGGACAAUUAGAUUAAUGAAUAAAAUCUCAAAUUCCAUCUCGUUCUGACUUUUUUUCCACAUAUAUCAAGGUGAUGACUUCAAUGUGAUUUUAAAAAAACUUCAAGUCUUGACGCCACUAUUCGAAUCUUAAGUUUUUAAUUGUUUGAAUAUCUUUUUUUCUCCCUAUUUCAGUACAGUUAGAACUAUAUUUUCGACUUAAUACCUACUAGAGGUAUUAAAUAAAUAUGACUCAAACUGAAUUGUAUAUUAAAACUUUUCUAGUUAUAUAACAUGUACUUAUUUAUGAUUUCAGCUUUGCACUUUUAUGGGGACCUGUCCAUCACAUUAAGCAUUUAUUCUCUGUUGGUCGAUUACCAUUUACACUGACCUAUUUUGGAGCCAUGUUUGCCACUAUCUACUUUGCCCUUUGGGUAAUUAUUUUGCCUUUUGUAAUAGAGAUAACGGUUUAUAUCAGUUUCUUGUUAGCGUUGUUUCAUUCAUGUGUUAUGUUACUUUUAUCCAACAUCUUUCAGUUUCUAUAACACUUAAAGAUGUCAUCUCUGGAAUUUUAUUGUUAUACUUGCAUCUCCUCAGACGAAGAGCACAAUUCUCACAAUCAUAUUUGCAGUUUCUCAAAUUGUGGCAUUAGUUUGGUAAGUAGAUUUAGGAUAAUGUGUAUUUUGGUCUUUAAAGAUCUUUGUAAACCUUUGAGGAUUUCUUCAUUAACCUGAUUCACCGGCUUUCCAUAUUGUAGAAAUUAAAGUUUUUAUUUACAUGGGCAGAUUAAGUUUAAAUUUGUUAAGAUUUCUAUUUCAUAUUUUUUAAAUGAAGAACUCUGAUAUAUAGUUAGUAAAGAGAAACUUAAAAUAUUCAAGUGUAGGACAAUUAUUUUUUUUGUAGCUUUCAGGGUUGUUUUCUUAUUACCAAUUAGAAAAAAAGUAAAAAUAAAAAUCUAUUUAAUAUAAUAUUUUAUGUAAAAGUAAAAAUGAAGGAGAAAUUUUCCCAAGAGGUCAUACUGAAUUUUUAAAAUUAUCAUUCUUUUAAAUAUACAGGUAUGUGGUGAGUUAUAUCCCUGGAGGCCAAAGAGGGCUCAAGUUUUUCACUAGCAUAUUCUAUGCUGCAGCCUCAAAGACAGUUGGGAAGACUUUGCCGAUAUAAAUUAAUGGAUAUUGAUUUCGUGAUGAGGAUUCUUCUUAUUUUUUUUGUAAGAAAGGAAAAUACUGGUUGAAAUGAAAGGUACAUGAUGUUGAAUGUUGAGCUUAUUAAUUUAUAACUGUCUGAGUUAUCUAAAUAUUGAGAUAAGUAUAAUGCCCAAUGUUCUGUGGAUGAAUAUCACUUGCAUUUCUAAACUUUUAAAUAAUAAACAUAAUUUUAGUUCUUAAUGAAUUUAAACACACACACA